CCUCCUCUUCCUCACACUCCUCCCUGUCUCUGUUCCUAGCAGCAUGUCUAUGAGUGGCUCUGUGGCCGGGGGCCCCCCCUGGAGGAACAACAGCUUCAUCCUGGGAGGGGGACGAGACCCUCCUCUGUCUGACCAGGGAGAGACCAUCAUCGGAGUCUACCUGCUGCUGCUGGGUUGGCUGUCCUGGUUUGGUAACAGCAUCGUCCUCUUCGUGCUGUACAGACAGAGAGCCACCCUGCAGCCCACAGACUACCUGACCUUUAACCUCGCCGUCUCUGACGCCAGCAUCUCCGUGUUUGGAUACUCCAGAGGGAUCCUUGAGAUCUUUAACGUCUUCCAGGACAGCGGCUUCUUCAUCUCCUCCAUCUGGACCUGCCAGGUGGACGGUUUCUUCACGCUGGUGUUCGGUUUGAGCAGCAUCAACACGCUGACAGUGAUCAGCAUCACCCGCUACAUCAAAGGAUGUCACCCGAGCAGAGCUCGGCACAUCAGCAGGACCAGUGUGACCGUCUGUCUGCUGCUCAUCUGGAUCACAGCUGGAUUCUGGUCCGGAGCGCCACUGCUCGGCUGGGGGAGCUACAAAGAUCGUGGGUACGGAACCUGUGAGAUCGACUGGGCCAAAGCGACGUACUCGAGUGUCUACAGGUCCUACAUCAUCUCCAUCUUCAUCUCCUGCUUCUUCAUCCCGGUGCUCAUCAUGCUCUUCUGCUACGUCUCCAUCAUCAACACGGUGAAGAGAGGCAACGCUCUGUCCACUGAGGGAGACCUGACCGACCGCCAGAGGAAGAUCGAAAGAGACGUCACCAUCGUUUCCAUAGUGAUCUGUACGGCCUUCAUCCUGGCGUGGUCCCCGUACGCGGUGGUGUCCAUGUGGUCCGCCUUUGGCUUUCACGUGCCCAACCUCACCAGUAUCUUCACCCGCCUCUUCGCCAAGUCCGCCAGCUUCUACAACCCCCUCAUCUACUUUGGACUCAGCUCCAAGUUCCGCAAAGACGUGGCCAUCCUGCUGCCGUGCACCCGUGAUGCCAAAGACACCGUCAAGUUGAAGCGUUUCAAGCCGAAAGCCGACGCCCACGGCCGACCUGCUGCAGGAGGCGGAGCCAGACUCAAAGUUCCUCUGAACUGGACAGAGAAGAAGUACUCACCCGGGAACCAGCCCAACCCGGUCCCUAGCCCGGACUCUGGGAUGGGAAGCCCGCCCUGCACGCCGCCGCCCGUCAACAAGGAGGUGUUCUACAUUGACAUGCCCCGCCCCUCUGAGACCGACCCUGAGUUCGAGUGUGAGAGACUCUGAUAAACUGGUGGAGGAAGACCAGGACCAGACCGGUCUGAUCAGUUCAGGCUGAUGGCAGGCGAACCGAGAGCUGGUUCCGGUCUGGUGCUAGUUCUGGUUCAGAGUUGGUUCAACUUGAGAACCUUUGAAGAACCGGUUACAUUUUAUCAGUGUAUGUUUCCAAUGUUAGCUAUUGUUAGCUAUUGUUACCAACACUGUAAUGCGAUAAGUUAUUCAAACUUAAAACAUUUGUUUUAAACAAUUUAGUCAUUUUAUUAAAGCUACUUGGUUUACUUAAAUUAACUUAUCUGGUUUUACAGUGGAGGUUGGACUAACUAGCUAGCUGUUGGUCAGCUAACAUUACCCAAGCUAGCACAGGUAGUACUUUCUUACAGAAGCAACCAUCACAACCAACCUGACCACAUUCCAAGUCGGAAAACGAAGUUGAAAUUUCCCCUUCCCAGUUCAAAUGGAAUGCACCAUUAGCUGACCAACAGCUAGCUAGCCAGCUAGCUCAGUGUUCACCUUAAUAACAGCCAUGUGCUACAUAGCUGUCUGGCCGCAAGGCUUCCCGGCCCCUGCUGUGAGCUGGUCUUGGUUCUAGUGCUGGAACCAGUUUUCAGACUGCCUUGGUGGAAUAGGGGUAUUAGUUUCUGUAAGUUACUGACACCAGGGACCUCAGAAGGUCCACAUAGUGAACUCUGGCUCUUUUUAGUGAUUCAGAUCAACAAGAGCCGGCUCUUCAUUUGAUCCAGUUCUGGUUUUUAUCAUCCUGCCAACGUUAGCAGCAUUUGGACCUACGACUGGUGUGUGUGCACAUAAAGUACCAUCUGUCAACAUUUUAUUUAUAUUAAAUUCUGUUUUGUAUGUCUAA
Molecule: messenger RNA, 2147 nt
Organism: Dicentrarchus labrax (European seabass)
Lineage: Eukaryota; Metazoa; Chordata; Actinopteri; Moronidae
Gene: opn6a
Product: opsin 6, group member a
Exons: 6
Coding region: 44-1294 (416 amino acids)
Biological process (GO): G protein-coupled receptor signaling pathway
Cellular component (GO): membrane
Molecular function (GO): G protein-coupled receptor activity
Source: RefSeq, a predicted model, not a curated record